GUCUCUCGCCUCUUCUCUCCCCGCGCUCUCCUCUCUCUCCGCGACUCCCCCGGCCUCCUCUGCCGCGCGAUGGACUGCACCGAUUACUCGUUCCGAGAAGUCCUCGCCGGCUGCCUCACGAGUGACGAGUUCCGCGAAACGUUGAUGAAGGCGCUGAAGGUCGGCUGUUUCUGCACUCCCUCGUUCCACAGUUACCGGGAUGUCCCCAGGAUCUACGAAUACGACUCGACCGGUCUCAACAUCGAGUCGCGCGUCUUGAAGUUAUGGAAUUGGCAUUUUACUCUAUCCAUGGAGGUAGUUCGCUUGCCUGGUGUCUUGCCGCCUCGUUGUCCGGAGAAGGUUCCUGUUGUGAAAGAUGAGAAAACUGGGACUUUCUAUCGAGCUGACUGUCUGCUGAAACAAUUUUGUUUUGAGAAGCUCGAAAAGGCUUCGAGCCUUAAUGCGGAGAAGGCUGCGGAAUUCAAUCAACUACUUAGGAACUUGUAUACCCUCUCUGAGGAGGAAUUGGGGAAACACAUAAAAGACUAUGGUAUCACCGCUCCGGACACCCAAAAUACUCUCUCCAUUCCCUUUUUCGUGAAGUGGAGUGUGCAAACGCCCAUAUGUGCACCUCCUUUUCAAUUUGGGCCGUACAUGCGACCUCGAUAUGAGCAGGACAAAUUUGAAGAUUUGACAAGGCUAUUUGAGGAAAACGACUGUAGCUUCCCCGUGGCUACUUGUCAUAUUGGUCAGUCUUUCGAAGAAGAGAUUUCUCCUUCCCGUGGCCUUGUGAUCCGCCAUGAGUUCUCAGUCGCUGAGAUCCAGCAUUUUGUCGAUCCAAAAGAUACAACCCAUGGUAAGUUUCGUGCAGUUGCAGAGGUGGAAACUUUUAUGUUCCCAAGGGAACAACAAAAGUAUGGCCAGUCUGCGAUUAAAAUUGUGCUUGAUCAAGCAGUUUCAAAGGGAAUUGUUGACAAUAUGACUCUCGCCUACUACAUUGGCAAAGCCUUUUUAUUUUUAACAUGCCUUGGCAUAGACAAGGAUCACUUGCGUUUUAGGCAGCGUUUUCGGAGCGAAAUGGCUCCCUAUGCAGUAGAUUGUUGGGUUGCAGAAAUUGAGUGUUCCAGUGGUUGGAUUGAGUGCGUUGACAUUGCAUAUAGUCCAGAGUAUGAUUCACAAGCACGUGCGGUAAAAAGUGUAGUUGCCCUUAUGGACAACGAAAAACUUACUAAAACCAAAGAAGAGGAGAAAAGUGGAUUGGCCCUUAUUGACAAUGAAAAACUUACUGAAACCACAGAGGAAGAGGAGAAAAAUGGAGUUGUCCUUAAUGACAAUGAAAAACUUAGUGAAACCAGAGAAGAAGAGGAUGAAAUUGAAUUUGCUCUUCAUGACAAUGGAACAUUUAUCGAAACCAUUGCAGCGAGGGAACCGACAGUUGCUCCAAACGAGAAGGAACUAGGUCAUGCCUUUGAGGGAAAUCAAAAGAUAGUGAUUGAAUCUCUAUUGGCAAUGAGUAAAGAGGAGGCUUUGCUGAUGAAAGAUGAUUUAGCAUCCGAAGGAGAGUCUGCAUUUCUUGUACGCACUUGGGGGAAAACAGUAACAAUCAAGGACAACAUGGUCAAUAUUUCUGUGAAGAGGACGAGGGAAAGGGAGAGGGUUUUUAGACCAUCUGUUAUUGAACCAUCUUUUUGCAUUGAACGCAUAAUACACUGCCUUUUUGAGCAUUCUCUCUAUAUGAGGCCGAGCAAAGCGGGGGAUGAACGAGUAAGCGUGUUCCGCUUCCCUCCACUGGUAGCACCUAUUGAAUGUGCAGUUUUCUCAAUGAGAGAGAAGAAACCAAACCAUGAGUCAGCUCGACUUAUUAGAAGAUCACUGACUGAUGCCGGUGUUUCUUAUAGGAAUUUCAUCGCAGGCAACACCACAGGGAAGGAGUAUGCUGAAGCCGAUGAGCUUGGCGUGCCCUUUGCAAUCAUUGUCGAUUCAAAUGUAGAUGUGUCCAUUCGAGAUAGGGACAGCGGAGAUAAAGUUAGAGUAAGCGUGGGGGAAGCGGCCUCAGUUGUGAAGGGGUUGAUUGACGGGCACAAGACCUGGUCCUGCAUAUGUUCGAGCUUCUGAUGUGCUUCUGCUGAAGAAGAUGAACAGUUGUCACUGAUGUCAUUGUUUACUUAACUUUGCAUCAGUUUUUUUUUUUUUUGUUGGGUCGAAAACUUUGUUCCGGUUCGAAUCAAACUUUUGGUCACAACUACGGCGAUAUUCGAGGUAGCAAACAAAUUGUGUACUUUUGAUACGUGUUUUGGUGGCCAAACAUGCUGUUGAUGUCUUUCUCGAGUGGUAACACGGAGAUAAAAACAAACAUGAAGUUGUAGGUCUGCGUUGGCCUCUUCUCCUGAUUUUCUAUCGCUAAUUUUUCAUGGAUAUUAGCUUAAUAUUCCGUCUAAAAUAUGUGGAAUUUUUCCGCGUUUACAUUUACUUUUGGAGUGGAUUUAUUUUGCUGAAACGCGGAUUUUUAAAAGCGAGGAUAACAUAGAUCUUAAUUUC
This is a messenger RNA of Rhodamnia argentea, 2517 nucleotides long. RefSeq names its product glycine--tRNA ligase, mitochondrial 1-like. The transcript has 11 exons. The record is from RefSeq and is a predicted model, not a curated record. Gene Ontology annotation, molecular function: ATP binding; glycine-tRNA ligase activity. Gene Ontology annotation, cellular component: cytoplasm; mitochondrion. Gene Ontology annotation, biological process: mitochondrial glycyl-tRNA aminoacylation. Bases 70 to 2094 code for a protein of 674 amino acids. NCBI's taxonomy places the organism in Eukaryota, Viridiplantae, Streptophyta, Magnoliopsida, Myrtales, Myrtaceae.